CGCUAAAGAUCCUUCACUUGCUCCUGACCUAAUCAACGGGGUAAUAAUGGCGUUGUUGUUCUGUUCAUGUUAAUUUAUCCAUGUUUUCCCAAUAAAAACCCCUGUAGCCAAAGCCCCCGGCUUUUAACUACGAAUUCGAGUGGCCGCCCAGUUGAGCCCCUGGCCCCAAAAUGUCCGAGGUUUUGGAUGAAUGGGAAGAGUUAUCCAAUGACUUCAAAGAAUUGGAGGUAGUGAAUAGGGCCUAUUUGAGACAGCUGGAGGAGCUGUCCAGCCAUCAGAAGAAGUGCCAGGAACACAUCAAGCACCAACGCUAUCGAAUAGGGGUUUUGUCCAAGAAUCUCCACAAGUUGGAAAAAGCCAAAGACAAUGAGCAACAGAUUCGGGAGUUGCAGACGAACAUUUUGAAGAGAAAGGCGCAGCUCUACGAAGUAGAGCAAACUCUGCCCAAAGAAAAUGGACUGUACUUGAAAAUAAUCCUUGGAAAUGUCAAUGUUUCCAUUCUGAACAAAGAGGACAAGUUCAAAUACAAGGAUGAAUACGAAAAGUUCAAGCUGAUUCUGAGCGGAAUUGGCUUUAUAAUGGCCAUUCUGAACUACUGCAUCCGAUUCAGAGCGCUGGAGUUGAGCUACAUAUUUCUGCUGGUUUGGUACUACUGCACAUUGACCAUUAGGGAAAGCAUUCUCAAGCUAAAUGGGUCCAGAAUCAAGGGCUGGUGGCGGUUCCACCACUUUUUCUCCACGGCAGCGGCCGGCAUUCUCCUCAUCUGGCCCGAUAAUGAAACCUGGCUGGCCUUUAGGAACCAAUUUGUGCUCUUUACUAUUUAUCUAAGUUUCGUUCAAUACUUGCAGUUUAGGUACCAAAGAGGGGCCCUCUACAGACUGAAGGCGCUCGGUGAGCGCCACAACAUGGACAUCACGAUCGAGGGCUUCCAUUCAUGGAUGUGGAGAGGGUUGAGCUUCUUGUACCCCUUUCUGUUUACCGGGUAUCUCUUCACGCUGUACAAUGCGUACACGCUGUAUGAGCUGAGUUUCUACCCCAGUGCCACGUGGCAUGUUUCCGUUUUGUGCGCGAUGUUCUUCGUGUUGUUCCUGGGAAAUACUCUAACAACCAUCAUGGUGAUACCGAUAAAACUGCACGAGAAAGUUAAACUGCAGUAUCGGGUGAUGAGCCAACGGUUGAGCACGCAGCUGUUGAACAACAGGGAAACGGAGGGCCAGGCAGCCGCCAGCGGCAGCAAUAGCAAGGAGGAAUGAUUGAUGAUGGACCUUGGACAAAGUGUUAAUUUAUUUACCGGAAUCUCACGUGCUUUUGAUUAAUUUUAAGUCCAGUUAAUUGAAUAGUGUCAUAUUUAUUUCAUGCAUGUCAGUAAUUAUUAAUAAAAUUAACGCAACUAAAAUCUAAAUGCAUCAAAUAAUA
Dendroctonus ponderosae (mountain pine beetle) is the source of this 1416-nucleotide messenger RNA. RefSeq names its product transmembrane protein 120 homolog (gene Tmem120b). Lineage: Eukaryota; Metazoa; Arthropoda; Insecta; Coleoptera; Curculionidae. The transcript has 7 exons. The record is from RefSeq and is a predicted model, not a curated record. The coding region runs from base 171 to 1253 and encodes 360 amino acids. Gene Ontology annotation, cellular component: membrane.